AUGGCUAGAGGUUCCACACCCAUCUCCAAAACUCACAAUGACAUGGCUGGUGGUCUGAGACCCAUCUCCAAAUCUCACAAUGACAUGGCUGGUGGAUCCACACCCUUCCUCCAACCCCCAAAAGCAGCACUCCAAGACAUAGCCGUCACAACCCUCCCAGACAGCAUGAUCCCCAAAAGUUUCUACAGCUGCACCAUCGAGAGCAUCCAGACUGGUUACAUCACUGCCUGGCAUGGCAACUGCUCGUCUGCCGACCGCAAGGCAUUACAGAGGGUAGUGCAUACGGCCCAGUACAUCACUGGGGCCAAGCUUCCCGCCAUCCAGAGAGUGUUCUACAAGUCCAUCUCCCGUAGGGUAAUGGCGGUCAACCUGACUCUCAACGUCUACACAGUUUGUCAGGAGGCUGUGUGGGAGGCCUUCCGGAUCUUCUUUGACAGGAUCCCUGUCACUACAGAGUACACAACAUGGGUUCACACAUGUCAACACGAGUCUCUGUGUCUCGCUGACCUGGCCACUAACUUCAGCAACUCACAGGAGCACAUGAGUAUGGUGUACAGGAGGAUGAAUCUGCGAGACGAGAGGCAGUCGACUGGAGCAGAAGCAGACGCAACCACAGCAGCACCAGAGGUCACUGGGAUAGCAGGUCCAGAAAAGACCCAGACUGCUGCCCCAGAACCACCCACUCCCGUGACCAGUGAUUUCAGUGUCCCUGAUGCUCCUGAUGAUACAGUUGAAGAAGAAACCACUGCUGAGGAGGAGCUGCCCAACAUUGUUCCGGAGAACCAUGUGGAGGAGAUAGUGGAGUUCAGCAUUGACCUGGUGGACCCAGGCUACAGGGAACUACUGGACGACCCUGACUCCCCCCAAUAUGUUGACCUCUCUCAACACCUGCAAGACCAGAUGCUCCAUGUUUUUGACAAGCUCCCAGGAUUUAAAGAGAUCAGUGUUUUGGGAAUCAGACCUGGAGGAGUGACAGUGCACUAUUCUCUGGUCUUUCAGACAAUGUCAGAGGAUGACACAGGGACUCCAGUGUCAGCUGUGCCCAGCCUGCGGGAAAUGGUGACCAAGGCCUUGAGUGAAGAGGUCUCUCUGCCAGUGGAUCUACAGUCAUUAAACUUUCAACCAGUAAAAGGGAUUCCACCAACUACAACACCAGUUGAGGAAGCUGUUGAGGAAACGAUUGAAGAUUCCAUUGAGCCAGCUUUCCACAACGAUCUGGACAUAUCCACAGAUGAGCCAGAGAUUGCCAUGGAGAAGCCUCGUCUGGAUGUUCCACUUGGCCCUGUGGAAAAGGAAAAUGCGCUCAUCACCUUCCUGGACUCUACAGAUAUUCCAGAAAAACAAGAAGAAGCAGCACCACCAGAGAGAGGAGAUGUGCCCUACAUCUACAAGGACGCUAGUGAUGAAUUAGUGGAGAGUGAAUCUGAAGCAACAACUGAACCAGAGGAAGAGGUGCCAUUUAUCACACACAUGAUUGAAACCAUUCAAGCCAUUGAUGAGGGAACUGGUGAACUUGUAAGAGACUAUUUCCCAACCUCUCCUGCGGAGGAAUACCCAGAACCACCUUUUGGUAAUUUAGUCCCUACUAAUGGGUACCCUGUUUUACCCCAUGAGGAUUUGGAUAUUACCUCCGCCCAUGAAAUAAAAAGUAUAGAAACUUAUGCUCCAGCUAAACUCCUUCCUAACUUGAUAUCAGAGGAGGAGGCUGUUGUUGAGAAGGAGGCUGAGCCUACUCCAACCACUCAGAUGAAGCUUACCACAGUCAUUGCCACUGAUGAAGAGGUAUCUAACCCUGAAUUACCUGUGACGACUCUCUCAGCCAUCACAGAUCAGCCUGCCACUGAAGCAAUAGAGGACUUUGAAGUUGAGGAUGAUAUUAUCCAUAUUCCGAUUGAAGGGGAAGAGGUUGAGGAACCAGAACCUGAGGAAGAGGUAGUUGGGAUCUCGGAACCUGAAAAAGCGAUAGUUGUGGAACCAGAACCUGAAGAAGAGGUAUUUGAGGAACCAGAGCCUAAUGAAGACGUAGUUGAAGAUCCAGAACCUGAGGCAGAUGUAGAUGAGGUCAUGGUAGUUAAGAUCUUGGAACCUGGGGAAGAAGUAGUUGAACCAGAACCUGAGGAAGAGGUAGUUGAGAUCUCGGAACCUGAAAAAGAGGUAGUUGUGGAACCAGAAUCUGAGGAAGAGGUAUUUGAGGAACCAGAGCCCAACUUAGUUGAAGAUCCAGAACCUGAGUCAGACGUAGAUGAGGUCUUGGUAGUUAAGGUCUUGGAACCUGAGGAAGAAGUAGUUGAGAACUCGGAACCUGAGGAAGAAGUAGUUGAACCAGAACCUGAGGAAGAGGUAGUAGAGAUCUCGGAACCUGAAGAAGAGGUAGUUGUGGUACCAGAAACUGAGGAAGAGGUAUUUGAGGAACCAGAGCCCAAUGAAGACGUAGUUGAAGAUCCAAAACCUGAGGCAGAUGUAGAUGAGGUCAUGGUAGUUAAGAUCUUGGAACCUGAGGAAGAAGUAGUUGAGAAUUCUGAACCUGAGGAAGAAGUAGUUGAACCAGAACCUGAGGAAGAGGUAGUUGAGAUCUCGGAACCUGAAAUAGAGGUAGUUGUGGAACCAGAAUCUGAGGAAGAGGUAUUUGAGGAACCAGAGCCCAACUUAGUUGAAGAUCCUGAACCUGAGUCAGACAUAGAUGAGGUCUUGGUAGUUAAGGUCUUGGAACCUGAGGAAGAAGUAGUUGAGAACUCGGAACCUGAGGAAGAAGUAGCUGAGGAACCAGAACCUGGUGAAAAGAUAAAUGAGGUCUCGGAACCUGAAGAAGAGGUAGUUGAGGUCUUGGAACCUGAGGAAGAAGUAGUUGAACCAGAACCUGAGGAAGAGGCAGUUGAGGUCUCGGAACCCGAGGAAGAGGUAGUUAAGGCACCAGAACCUGAGGAAGAGGUAGUUGAGGAACCAGAGGAAGAGGUAGUUGAGGAACCAGAGGAAGAGGUAGUUGAGCUCUUGGAACCUGAGGAAGAGGUAGUUGAGGAACUAGAACCCGAGGAAGAGGUAGUUGAGGAACUAGAACCCGAGGAAGAGGUAAUUGAGGAACUAGAACCCGAGGAAGAGGUAGUUGUGGAACCAGCAACUGAGGAAGAGGCAUUUAAGGGACCAGAGCCUGAGGAAGAAGUAAUUGAGGAACCAGAACUUGAGGGAGAGGUAGUUGAAGAACCGGAGCCCAAGGAAGACGCAGUUGAGGAACCAGAACCUGAGGUAGAGGUAGAUGAGGUCUUUGUAGUUGAGGUCUUGGAACCUGAGGAAGAAGUAGUUGAGAACAUAGAACCUGAGGAAGAGGUAGCUGAGGAACUAGAGCCUGGUGAAAAGGUAGAUGAGGUCUCAGAACUUGAUGAAGAGGUAGGUGAGGUCUUGGAACCUGAGGAAGAAGUAGUUGACGAACUUGAACCUGGGGAAGGGGUAGUUGAGUUGUCAGAACCUGAGAAAGAGGUACUUGAGGAAUUACAAACUGAGGAAGAGGUUGUUGAGGUCUUGGAACCUGAGAAAGAGGUACUUGAGGAAAUAGAACCUGAGGAAGAGGUAGUUGAGCUCUUGGAACCUGAGGAAGACGUAGUUGAGGAACUAAAACCUGAGGAAGCGGUAGUUGAGGAACUAAAGCCUGAGGAAGCGGUAGUUGAGGAACUAAAGCCUGAGGAAAUGGUAGUUGAGGAACCAAAGCUUGAGGAAACGGUAGUUGAGGAAGAGGUAGUUGAGGAAUUAGAACCUGAGGAAGAGGUAGUUGAAGAACCAGAACCUGAAGAAAAUGUAAUUGAGGUUUCGGAACAUGAGGAAAAAGUAGUUGAGAAAACAGAAGAAGAGGUAUUUGAGGAACUAGAACCUGAGGAAGCGGUUGUUGAGGAACUAGAACCCGAGGAAGAGGUAGUUGAGGAACUGGAACCUGAUGAAGAGGUAGUUAAGGAACCAGAGCCUGGGGUAGAGGUAGUUGAGGAACCAGACCCAGAGGAUGAGGUAGUUGCAAAACCAGAACAUGAGGAGGAGGUGAUUGAGAAAUCAGAGCCUGAGGAAGACAUAGUUGAGGAACCAGAGCCUGAGGAAGAGGUAGUUGACGAACUAAAACCUGAGGAAGAGGUUGUUGAGGAACCGGUAGUUGAGGAACUAGAACCUGCGGAAGAGGUAGUUGAGGGACUAGAACCUGAGGAAGAGGUUGUUGAGGAACCAGAGCCUGAGGAAGAAGUAGUUGAGGUCUCAGAACCUAAGGAAAUGGUAGUUGAGGAAGCAGUAGAUGAGGAACCAGAACCUGAGGAAGAGGUAGUUGAAGAACCAGAAACUGAGGAAGAGGUAAUUGAGAUCUUGGAACAUGAGGAAAAGGUAGUUGAUGAACCAGAGGUUGAGGUUGUUGAAGAACCAGCAUAUGAGGAAGAGGUAAUUGAGGAAUCAGAGCCUGAGGAAGACAUAGUUGAGGAACCAGAGCCUGAGGAAGACAUAGUUGAGGAACUAGAACCUGAGGAAGAGGUUGUUGAGGAACUCGAACCUGAGGAAGCGGUAGUUGAGGAACUAGAACCUGAGAAAGCGGUAGUUGAGGAAUUAGAACCUAAGGAAGUAGUAGUUGAGGAACUAGAACCCGCGGAAGAGGUAGUUGAGGAACCAGAGCCUGAGGAAGAGGUAGUUGAGGAACCAAAGCCUGAAGAAGAGGUAGUUGAGGAACCAGGGCCUGAGGAAGAGGUAGUUGAGGAACCAAAGCCUGAAGAAGAGGUAGUUGAGGAACCAGAGCCUGAGGAAGAGGUAGUUGAGGAACCAAAGCCUGAAGAAGAGGUAGUUGAGGAACCAGAACCAGAGGAUGAGGUAGUUGAAGAACCAGAAUAUGAGGAAGAGGUAAUUGAGGAAACAGAACCUGAGGAAGAGGUAGUUGAGGUCUUGGAACCUGAAGAAGAGGAAGUUGAAGAACCAAUGCCUGAGGAAGAGGAAGUUCAAGAACCGGAGCCUGGGGAAGAGGUAGUUGAAGACCCAGGACCCGAGGAAGAGGUAGUUGAGGUCUCGGAACCUGAGGAAGAGGAAGUUGAAGAUCCUGAACCUGAGGAAGGGGUAGUUGAGGAAACACAGCUUGAGGAAAAUAUUAGUGAGCCACUAGCUGAAGAAAUUAAAAUCAUCCAACCUGUGGAUUCUUUAGAGGACACUCUAUUUGGAGGGGAAACCUGGAAACCUGAUCCUGUUGAAGAGGACAAUAUUGUCCCAAUAGAAGACCAGUCAACUGAUGAAGACAUGGAGGAACUGUUGCCUGAAUACCACGGGUAUGAGGACAACUAUCCUGAGGAAGCUGUUGACACUGUGGAAGAAACAGAUGACACAGCAGAGGUCAGUGAAGUGGAAGUGGCUCCCUUGCCAGAGGAGAGUGAAGAGAAGAUAGCAGAACCCAUCCCUGACUCUACGUCAACACCCCCUGCAGAAUCUGACACUGUGCCUGUGGUAGAUGUAACAGAGUCUCCUUCAGAGUUAGAGCUGAUGGUGGAGCAUACUGAGGAGCCUGAGGUGGUUGUUAUCGAUGAAGAGGCUAAAGAGGAGGUCGUAGAGGACUCAGAACCUGAGGACGAGCGUGUGCAAGACCUUGCAGACGAACUUGAUCAAAUGGACCUGGUAAGCACAGAGCCCAUUAACCUUCCAGAGGCCAGUGGAUACUCAUUGGCUCCUGAGGAGCACCCCGUCGAGACCACAGCUUCUCCACCACUGAGAUACCUGACCACUCCCACCAUGACCACGGCGAGUAAAGGCAGGGAGCUGGUGGUGUUCUUCAGUCUACGGGUCACCAACAUGAGGUUCUCAGAUGACCUCUUCAACAAGAGCUCUUCAGAAUACAGAUCCCUGGAGAACACCUUUUUGGAACUGCUGCUGCCUUACCUGCAGUCCAAUCUAACAGGAUUCAAGAAGCUAGAGAUUCUUAACUUCAGGAAUGGCAGCAUUGUGGUCAACAGCAAGAUGAAGUUCACCAAGUCAGUGCCAUACAACGUGACCCAGGCCGUCCACUGUGUCCUGGAAGACUUCUGCAACGCUGCAGCCAUGAGACUCAACAUUGAGAUUGACAGUCACUCUCUGGACAUAGAGCCUGCCGAUCAAGCAGAUCCCUGUAAGUUCUUGGCGUGCAACGACUUCUCUCACUGUGUGGUGAAUCGGUGGUCACGGGAGGCCGAAUGUCUCUGUGACCCGGGGUACAUGGCUAUGGACGGCCUGCCCUGUCAGAGUAUCUGUGUCCUGCAGCCGGACUACUGCCAGAACGGGGGCCGUUGUGAGAUAGUACCAAGGCAUGGAGCCACCUGCAGAUGCCCAAUAGGUAAAGUCUGGCACUUUAACGGGGAGCGCUGCACUGAGCUAGUGGCUGUGCCAGUAGACCCCUUCCUUUUCAUAAGCUGCUUUGUGGGCUUCCUGUCCUUUGUUUAUGCCGUGAUAGCUCUCAUGUCAUUCAUGUACACACAAUGUAGACGGACCAGAGAGACAGUGACUUUGGCGUGA
This is a messenger RNA of Oncorhynchus masou masou (cherry salmon), 6483 nucleotides long. RefSeq names its product titin-like. Gene Ontology annotation, biological process: visual perception. NCBI's taxonomy places the organism in Eukaryota, Metazoa, Chordata, Actinopteri, Salmoniformes, Salmonidae. The record is from RefSeq and is a predicted model, not a curated record. The coding region runs from base 1 to 6483 and encodes 2160 amino acids. The transcript is spliced from 18 exons.